AUGGAGAAUUGUGAUGUUCUCAUUGCAGCUUUGGAGCGAUUCCUCCAGGAGGAAGCCGAUGAUCGGCAACGCUCUGCUCAGGCUCCAGAUCCGUCGGCUGCCAUGCCCGCCGACGACGAGCAACGCUCUGCUCUAGAUCUGUUGGCCGCCAUGCCCGUGGACGGCAGACAACGCUCUGCUCUAGAUUUGCUGGCUGCCACCGCCAGCAACAGGCGACGUUCUGCUCCAGAUUCAUCGGCCGCCACCGCCAACAGCAGGCGAUGCUCUGCUUCAGGUUCAUCUGCCGCCACCGCCAAUAACGGGCAACGCUCUGCUCCGGGCUCAUCUGCCGCCACUUCCAACGACAGACAACGCUCUACUUCCUAUUCGUCGGCCGCCAUGCCCGCCUACGAUAGGCAACGCUCUGCUCCAUCUGCUCCAGAUUCCUCGGCCGCCAUGCCCGUAGACGACGAGCAGCCCUCUGGUCCAGAUCGGUUGGGUGCCAUGCCCGCCGAACUCAUGAACCAAAUGAUUCCAGAGCUUGACCCCAUCUCACUCAUCAAUCUCAGCCAAGCCAGCCAUGGGUUUCGGGCCAUCAUCAAACCGAGCAGGGAAGAGUUCGUCGACCGGCUUCUCGCCCUCGAGUGCACCGAAGAGUAUGGUGGUGCCGAAACAUUCAUCCACCGGCGAGUCUGGAGACCCUCCAACAACUUGCCCAUCCACUACAAUCUAGAACGCUACCCUUCAAUCGACGACACGAGAUGGGAGACCCAGCGAUUCGCGUGCAGCGGCUGUCUGAAGCUCCUGCCUCACUAUCAGUUUGACAAUCGCUCCAUUCAGCACGAAGACUAUCGGAAACCCAUGUUUGGCACGCCGUCUGCCAAGACCCCAACGACGUGGAGACCGAGUUUGAGAGGCAAAGACCGGAAACAAAUCAGCGGCCGCCUGAAGAGGGCUCAGCGGAAGGAGCUUCGCCUGGUGGAGAGCGAGCUGCCAGAGGGCCACCCUGUUCUACUCCAGUACACAGCAGCAUUCAAAGCUCUUAAGCUCGACUUUAAACGCGAGCUCAAUUCUCGGCGGGUGAGAGGAGUGGAUGAGUACGUGAUAAACGGACAUGGGCGGCCCGUGACAACCGCAAAUCCUCGGACUGUGACCAAGAUGCUCACGGAGAUUAGUCGCCGGGGUCAAAAACGCCGCAAUCGCCGAUGCAAUGAAUGUCUGUUCCAGAAAGGUCAAUACAGAGCUCCGUCCACUAUCGGGGACGUCAGAACUCCCAUCAUGAAAAGGAGUCGGCUCGUCCGUUGCGGAAGCGCCCUACGUCGGUACUUCCCGGGCUAUUCGGAGAUCUAUGGCAGACCGUGCCCGCCGAUCCCAACCCUGAGAAUGCCAUCCUUUGUUCGUUUUGUAAGGUUCCAGGAGCUGUGGAAUUUGUGUAUGAUCCGAUGCCCUGGAUGCGAGGUCUGGCAAGAGAUGCGAGCAUUCCGACUCAGUGGGUCACUUCUGGGUUGUGGAUUCGACACCACAGCGGAUGCAUGGGAGGGAAUGAUCGAUUGGGACGCGACGAUCAUGGAGCAAGAGAGCCUCGGGGAGAGUGUUUGCAAUCGCUGCUUUGUCAACAAGAAUGGCAGGGACCAGCUGAAGCAGGUUCUGUUCCGAUGGCUGUCUCAUGAACAGUCGCAGGAGCUCGCACGCAUUGAGGCAAUGAUCAAGGUCGGCUGGAUUUCGAUCACGGACGCCCUCACGAGCGCCAAAUUCAACUCGGACCCUUGGGACAAUCUCAGGAGAGCACAUAGCAUUUCUCUCAAAGGCAUCGCUCCAAUCCUCAGGAAAGAUUUUCAACUGGACUUUAGCUCAAUGACGCUUCUGAGGUCAUGGUAUCAAGUGCUCUUCCUCAAGGACCCGCGCUCCGAAGCGGAGACUUUUGCCGACUAUUUCAGCCCAACGCGCAACUGGGAGUAUCAAUGGCUGAUGAACUUCCCGCUUCUCCAGUCGCACUGGUUUCAUCUCACGGACAUGAUAGAUGUGGUCCAGGCCGAUCUAGAACGGCUCGUAGAUUGGGCUCUGGAUCCAUGUCUGGGCCUGCCAUUGCAUUAUGUGGACGAGGCCUCCCUCAAUUAG
This is a messenger RNA of Clonostachys rhizophaga, 2097 nucleotides long. The record is from the annotation of a GenBank genome assembly. Lineage: Eukaryota; Fungi; Ascomycota; Sordariomycetes; Hypocreales; Bionectriaceae.